GCCCCAAUGUCAACAGAUGUGCUGCCUGAAACUGAAGCGUGGUGGUGGAGUGUGCUGCUGCUCCUAUGGGCGGCAGUGCCGGCGCAGCGGGUAGUUGACGUGCUCAAGGCCAUACCCGCCUCAGCAGACGGUGGGGCCGAUGCCGCCGAGGAGGUCGAUUCGGGCGGCCGCCCCGGGGAGCCCCUGGACCAGGCCGCCCAGCGGCGGCUACUGGGUCUGAUGCAGCGCGACCCGCUGCUGGUGGCCACGGGCGGCAUGAGGCGGGCGCAGCGGAGCCGGCUGCUGAAGCGGCUGGUGGCGGGGGUGGAGGCGGCGCGGCAGGUGGCGGCGGAUGAGCUUGUGGAGGCACUGACGGAGGACAUGGUUGCGGCGGUGGCGCCUGAGGCCGGACUCGAGGGUGGCUCGAGCCCAGAAGCGGACUGGCUUUACAAGACGUUCGCGUACGGGCCCAUGCCGCCGCCCUCACACGCGCCCGGGGUUACGGAGGACGGCAGCGGUAGCGAGUUGCCGCCGCUACCCCUGCCGUUGCCUACCCCUCUCCCCGCCGCAGUGGUGCAGCGCCACGCGAGGGGAGUGGCGGCUGCACUGGGUCGGCGCCACGAGGUGGAGGGGGCGCAGGGCCAGCACGGGGGCUGUGCAGGCGUGUCAGGUGAUGCAGCCGAGGGCAGCAGCAAUGACGACGCCGCCACCUGCGGCCUCAUCAGCCUGCGUGUGAGCGGCAACAUGUUGGCUGGCAGCACGGGAUGUCACGAGUGGGAGGCCAGCUUCGCUCUGGCGCAACUGGUGCUGCGGAGACCGGAGCUGUUUAGAGGCCAGCGGGUGCUGGAGCUGGGUGCGGGCGCGGGCCUGGUGGGCGUGGCACUGGCUCGUGCUGGUGCCCAGCUGGUGGCGGCCACUGACGGCAGCGCUGAGGCGGUGUCCAACUGCGCCGCCAACAUGCGCCUCAACCUGCACCUGUCGGAGCACCCGGUGGUGGAGUGCGGCCAGCCGUGUGAAUUGGCGGCUCUGGAGCAGGGUGUGGCGGUGUGCCGGCUGGCUUGGGAGGAGCCGCUGCCGUCCGGAGGCCUGCACUGUGACAGUGUGGUGGCGUCAGAUGUGUUGUACGACCCCGACGUGGUGCCUGUGCUUGUAUCACUGCUGGUGCGGCUGCUGCAGCCUAUGGAGCCGCCAGACGCGUCAGGCGCCGCUGGGGGCGCCCGGAUGGCCUACAUUGCCACGCUGCGCCGCAACCCAGCCACCCUGCAGCUGUUCCUCGACACAGUGGCAGAGGCGGGACUACAUGCGGCGGUGGUGGACGGCUGGGGUGAUCCAGGCGUCUCCAGCGCCGGCGGCCGACCACAGUCGGCUGUGCGGUUCCAUCUGGGCGUGUUGGAUGAUGUGUCCGUCGCCGACCGCAUCGUCAUCCACCGCAUCACACACUGAUCGACUGCUGAUAACCUGUGGCUCUUGAGGGACCGGAGCUACGGGAGCGCAACUGCGCAAGUUUAAGGUGAAAGCUGCUGAAAGGACGAAGGAAACGGCAUGCGUUGUCAGCGUGCCAGGCUCGCUGUACCACUCCCAGGGAUAGAGCCGAAAGACAUUGCUUGCCUGCGCAGCGGAUAAAGAAUCCAGGCUCUUGUACUUCACCAGAAUCCAUGGCAAUUGUCAGUUAGGAGGCUUUUUGUUUUGUUGGCUUCCAUCGCAGCACGCGAGCUAACCAACU
Messenger RNA from Chlamydomonas reinhardtii, 1702 nucleotides. RefSeq lists its product as uncharacterized. The coding region runs from base 7 to 1422 and encodes 471 amino acids. Lineage: Eukaryota; Viridiplantae; Chlorophyta; Chlorophyceae; Chlamydomonadales; Chlamydomonadaceae. The transcript has 6 exons. The record is from RefSeq and is a predicted model, not a curated record.